AUGACGGCUGAGGGGGGCAGCUGGGGCUCCUCCGGCACCGCCAGCACCUCCCCGUCCUGCUCCCCCAACCUGGUGGCCGAAGCUGAGGCCGAAGGCAUGGUGGAGGUCGAAACCAUGGCGGCGCUGCCCACCUGCCUGGAGGAUCCCCCUGCCUUCACCCCGCCAUCUCCUGAGGAGGAUGAAGACGAGGAGGAGGAUGGACCCUUCGCCCCGCCAGAGGAUGAUGAUGAGGAUGAUGAUGGGCAGACGCCGGAGGAGGAUGAGGAGGAAUGGGAGGUGUCGGGGGCCGAGGGGCUGCCCGGCGCGGGCCUGAUCCCGGCAGCGCUGCUGCCCUUCCGCGGCAGCCUGCUCUUCCAGGCCGAGGCGGUGGAGAUCGCCCCGCUGCCCGCCGGCGUGGCCCCCGUGACCCUCUCUGGCGAGGAAGAGGAUGAAGAGGAGGAAGAAGAGGAGGAGGAGGAGGGCGGCGGCAGCACCUCGGCCUCCUUCUUGCACUCGCUGUCCGAGACCUCCAUCACCGAGGGGGUGGACGAGUCCUUCGCCUUCCGCGACGACACCUCCGCUUCCUCCGACUCGGCUGCCUAUGACGGCGAGGAGGACGAGCGGCUCUACGGCACCGAGCGCCACGCCAUGGGGGCCGAGGGGGGGACCCCCGGCACUGCCACCGCUCCCCCCAGCACCGAGGCCUCUGAGGAUGGCGGCAUCGAGCUCCACCUUCAUGCCGGGACGGCCCCGGUUGGCUCUCCCUCACCGGACGGGUCCCCCCGGCACCGCCGUGGCGAGGAACCAGUGAGCGUGGUGGCCGGUGGGGAGGACCUCGGUGCAGAGCAGACGGAGCCGGGGACACGGGAGCGGGAUGGCAGCGAGACUCCUCCGGCACCCUCCGAAGAAGGCAGCAUGGAGCCGGACGGCGAGACCUUCCUCACCUCCUCCUCCUCCUCCUCCUCCUUGGAGCUGGAGGAGGCCUCAGCCCUGGAGCCCGAUGUCCCGUGGGAGCCUGACCCUGUCCUGGGGGGGUCUCCCUCACCAGAGCCCCCCGAGCUCCUGGAGGAGACUGCGGCGAUGCCGGGUGUCAAGGAGGAGCCGGCAGCGAAGGAUGAUUCUGGCAUGGCAGCACCGGGAGAGGGGCCUGGCACGGAGCCGGCGGCGAGCAGCAGCAUCCUGCAGCCCCCUGGCCUCUGCUCCGGGGAGCCCGGGGACCCCCAGCCCGAUGGGCCUGGGGGGGACAACGUGGCACCGGGCAACGGGGAGCCCCAGGGCGGCCCUGGGAGUGAUGGCGAUGAUGAUGAUGGUGACAGUGACCGUGAGCUUGGCACCGUGAGAACAGAGAGCACCGAGCCGGUAGCCACUGAUGGCCACGAUGAGCUGGACAUGGUGGCCACUGACCCUGACCUGGUGCAAUCGGUGGUGGCCAGCCCACCAGCCACCGCGGCCACCGACCUGGUGACACCGAGCCCGCCACAUGACGCACCAGACACCACGGCCACUGACCUGGUGCCAUCGGUGACACCCAGCCCACGGGAUGAGCCAGACACUGUGGCCGCCGACGCAGUGCCAUCGGUGACAUCCAGCCCACCGGACAAGCCGGACACUGCGGCCACCAACCUGGUGCCAUCAGUGACACCCAGCCUGCCGGACACUGUGGCCACCGACCUGGUGCCAUCAGUGACACCCAGCCCACCUGGCGAACCGGACACCAUGGCCACUGACCCCAGCCUGGUGCCAUCGGUGACACCCAGCCCACUGGACACUGCAGCCACCGACCUGGUGCCACCAGUGAUGCCCAGCCUGCUGGCCACUGUGGCCACUGACCUGGUGCCAUUGGUGACACCCAGCCCCCCGGACGAGCCGGACACCAUGGCCACUGACCCCAGCCUGGAGCCAUCAGUGACACCCAGCCUGCCGGACACUGUGGCCACCGACCUGGUGCCAUCGGUGACACCCAGCCCACCAGGCGAACCAGACACCAUGGCCACUGACCCCAGCCUGGAGCCAUCACCAUCGGUGACGCCCAGCCCGCCGGACGGCGUCACGGCACCAUCCCCCCCGCCACAGGACGAGUCCCCCUGUGAUGCCGGCGAGGAGCUGGCAGAUGGGGCGGCCUUGGCCGGCGAGUCCCUGGAGCCACCAGUGACCGUGUGUCCCGCGGGGCAGGGCCCGAUGGCACGUCCCCCUGGGGAUGCCAGCGAAGCCCCUGAGGAAUGGGACGCCGCCACCACCGCCUCCGAGGAGUCGUCCCCGGAGCUGCUGGAGACCUCCCGCUCCCGCACCGACUCCAGCUUCUUCACCGCCCCCGAGGACAGCGCGGGAGAGGUGGCCGUCCCCCCCAGGCCCCCAUCUUCCGACGAGGAGGAGGAGGAUGCCGGUCGCUGCCUGGCCCUCUGCCUGCCCGCCUCGCCCCCCGCCAUCCCCCCGUUGAUUUUCACCGCCUCAGAGCAGGAGGUGUACGUGGGGGUCCCCCCGGCCCCCCUCGAACUGCUCCAACCACCCGGUGCCUUUUCGGAGAGCGGGGCGGCCUGGCAGCGCCGGGAGGACCGGCAACGGGUCACCGCCAUGUUACGGGGCUCCUUUGGGGACCUGCCGGCCCCCUGCCUCCUCCCCAGGCCCCCGGAGCCCCCCGAGGUGCCGGCGCAGCUCACCCACUCGCUGGGCACCGGGGAGGAGACCGUCAGCAAGGCGAAGCAGAGCCGGAGCGAGAAGAAGGCCAGGAAGGCCAUGUCCAAGCUGGGGCUGCGGCAGAUCCACGGCGUCACCCGCAUCACCAUCCGCAAGUCCAAGAACAUCCUCUUUGUCAUCACCAAACCCGACGUCUUCAAGAGCCCCGCGUCCGACAUCUACAUCGUCUUCGGGGAAGCCAAGAUCGAGGAUCUGUCGCAGCAAGUGCACAAGGCAGCGGCGGAGAAGUUCAAGGUGCCAAUGGAGCACUCGCCCCUGAUCACGGAGACGGCCCCCACCCUCACCAUCAAGGAGGAGAGCGAGGAAGAGGAGGAGGUGGAUGAGACGGGGCUGGAGGUGAGGGACAUCGAGCUGGUGAUGGCCCAGGCCAACGUCUCGCGCCCCAAAGCCGUGCGGGCGCUUCGGCACAACAACAACGACAUCGUCAACGCCAUCAUGGAGCUGCCCAGGUAG
Molecule: messenger RNA, 3126 nt
Organism: Nipponia nippon (crested ibis)
Lineage: Eukaryota; Metazoa; Chordata; Aves; Pelecaniformes; Threskiornithidae
Source: RefSeq, a predicted model, not a curated record